Punica granatum (pomegranate) is the source of this 2097-nucleotide messenger RNA. The record is from RefSeq and is a predicted model, not a curated record. Lineage: Eukaryota; Viridiplantae; Streptophyta; Magnoliopsida; Myrtales; Lythraceae.
CCCCUGUGUCAGUCCCUCUGCUUCUCUGUCUCCUCACACCACUCCUCUUCUCUUCCUCCUCCUCCUUCCAUGUCCUUACACUUUACAGAACAGAAUCCAAGUUAAUCUAUAUAUCCAUCAAAGAUGAGCUCGAAUUCCACAAAUCCUCCAAUCUCUAACCCCUCACAAUGCCUGAACAGCCAUGAAUCCUCAGCACCCUGAAUCUCUGGCCGUCUCAGCCUCAAUUGAUAAUGGCUUUUUGAGGGGGCAUCUCAGGGCAGCAGGCUCGGGAAAUGGCGGCAACGAUAUGAAGUAAACUGUUAAUCGGGUCUUCAAUUGUCCUGUAACUGUUGUUGGAGUUGUGUGUAUGUGUGGGUGUUUGAUUCCCGCGUGUUUAGAUCUGUCAAUUGGCGGGAUUUUACAGUUGGUAUGAGCUGCGGCGGCAUUUCCGGCGGUGUGAUGUAGAUUCUUGUCUGUUUCAUUACUGGGGUCAGUGAUUUUAGGCUGAAAGAUCCGAUCUUUCAAUGUGAAAUAAGCUCUGCCAUUGCUAAGAACAACGGGGGGGGGGGGAUAAGUAAGAUGUCUUCUUUGAGGAGCAUAAUUCAGGACGUGAAGGGCGAGCUCGGUAGCAUAUCCAGGAAGGGGUUCGGGUUGCGGUCGCGGUCGCACCGGGUUGUCCAGGACGCCUCGGUGGCAAUCGAUGUAUUGAAGCAGAGCUGUUGGGCUAACAUGCCUCCCGAGCUCCUGAGGGAGGUGCUCAUGAGGAUAGAGGCUUCCGAGGAAACCUGGCCUCCUCGGAAGAACGUCAUUGUCUGUGCCGGUGUAUGCCGGAGCUGGCGGCAGAUCAUGAAGGAGAUCGUCAAGACCCCGGAGAUCUCUGCCAAGUUAACAUUUCCGAUUUCGCUUAAGCAGCCUGGUCCAAGGGAUUCCCUUGUUCAGUGCUAUAUAAAACGGAGCCCGAGCAAGCAGACUUACUAUCUAUACCUUAGCAAUCAAGCUUCAAAUGUUGAUGGGAAGUUUCUUCUUGCUGCUCGGAAGUGCCGGCGCCCUAUUUGUACCGACUAUAUAAUUACUUUAAACUCGGAUGAUAUUGCAAAAGGGAGUAACACAUAUGUUGGCAAGUUGAGGUCAAACUUUCUUGGAACAAAGUUCACAGUCUAUGAUGCACAACCUCCGAUAUCUGGCCCAAGAAUUUGUAAGAGUCGGUCCAUCAGGUUAAUUAAUUUAAAACAGGUCUCCCCAAAAGUACCUGUUGGAAAUUACCCUGUUGCACACAUUUCAUACGAGUUGAAUGGCUUGGGUUCCAGGGGCCCAAGAAGAAUGCAGUGUGUUAUGGAUACGAUCCCAGUUUCUUCUAUUGAACCAGGUGGGGUGGCUCCCACACAGACGGAGUUUGUAAUUGGCAGUCCAGAGACAUUUCCUUCUAUUUCCUUCUUCAGAUCGAAGUCAACCCGCAUGGAGAAUUUCCAGUCUGCACCAUUGACUGAACCGAAGGAUGGAAUGCUUGUGUUGAGGAAUAAGUCUCCCAGAUGGCAUGAGCAACUUCAAUGCUGGUGUCUAAAUUUCCAUGGACGGGUAACAGUUGCCUCAGUUAAAAACUUCCAACUUGUGGCUAACCCUGAGCACGAGAAUGUUAUUCUCCAAUUUGGGAAAGUUGAUAAAGACCUUUUCACCAUGGAUUAUCGGUAUCCAAUCUCAGCCUUCCAAGCAUUUGCAAUAUGUCUCAGCAGCUUUGACACUAAGAUUGCCUGUGAAUGAUUGUGACCAGGCUUAAAAGGUGCGCGAGAUGUCCAAGAGAGAAUCCUUGAAUCCUUGUUUACAAGCAUCUGCGCAAGAAAGUUUGAACGAUAUACCGGAUUUCUUUCACUAGAGUAGGUCAUUGCUCCUUUUUUUUUUUUUUCGUGUGUGUGUAAAUAAGUGGGUGCAUUCGCGAGAAAUGUGUGUGCUGGUUUGCAUGUGCUUUUGCUAACAUAGCUGGUUGCUGAGUUUCGAGUGAAAAGAGUGAUUGCAUAUCUGAGUUUGCUCUAUAGCUUCAUUAAGCCGGGGGCUCUUGCUUGUUUUGCUUCGGCGAAUCUAAUCAUAUAAUCUGAAUUGUAUUGGUUGAGUUUGUUGCAGCUA